Molecule: messenger RNA, 357 nt
Organism: Trypanosoma grayi
Lineage: Eukaryota; Euglenozoa; Kinetoplastea; Trypanosomatida; Trypanosomatidae
Exons: 1
Coding region: 1-357 (118 amino acids)
Source: RefSeq, a predicted model, not a curated record
AUGGCGCUUAUUUUAGCUGACGAUGUGGAAAGGGAAGCAAGAAGGAUUAUCGCCACGGAAAAUGCGUUUGAUGCACUCGCCUUAAAUCCCGUCGAUGCGAAAAACGAGGUUGUGCUGAAACGCUAUGAGGAAAAAGUUGCUCCUCUUCGACGGUUGGUGAGGAAUCGGUUGGCGAUGGAAGCCAAGGCCCGUUUGGACCAUGCCAAAGUGUUGCUACUGGAUGAGACUCUUCGUGCCAAGGAAGUGCUGAAGUUUAAUGAGCGUCAGCGAGGCUUUAUAAAGGGAAGGGAAGAGUUGAAAGCAAUUGAAGCAAGGACUAAAUUGUUGGAGGCACGUGCAGCUGCACUUUCAUCGUAA